AUUGCAACCAUCGACAGCUUCACCAUCCCCGCCGCCACUCCACCUGCGCCCCUGCCCCUGCGCAUCCUGCACGUCAACGACAUGCACGCCCGCAUCGAGCCAGCCGACUCCAACUUCAACCUGGCCACGCCCGCCACCUACGGCAUCGCAUACGGUGGGCUGGCGCGCCUAGCAACCCACGUGGCGGCGGCGCGCUCCCAGGCGGCGUCCGCGGGCCAAGACGUGCUGGUGCUGCAUGCCGGCGACCAGUACCAAGGCACGCCCUGGCACGCUGUGUACACCCGCGUGGGCAACCACACCCCCAUCUGGGAGAUGCUCAACCCCAUCGCCUUUGAUGCCAUGGCGGUGGGCAACCACGAGUUCGAUGAGGGCCCCGAUAACCUGGCCGCCUUUGCCGCCAGCUUUGCCACGCCGCUGGUCAGCUGCAACGUGAACGCCAGCCGCCACCCUGCGCUGUCCGCCCUCCUGUCUCCCUUUGUCAUCCGCACCCUGCCCGUCAGCGGCAAGAAGGUGGCCAUCAUCGGCUUGACCCCGCCAGACACGCCCAUCACGAGCUCGCCCGGCCAGCUGGUCGACAUCCUGCCCAUUGAGAGCACGCUGCCCGGCUGCAUCGCCGCGGCCAAGGCGCAGGGCGCUUCCAUGAUCGUGCUGCUGUCCCACGUUGGGUACAAUGUGGACAAGGGCAUCGCCAGCAGCGCUGCCGCCGCUGACGUGGACCUCAUCGUGGGCGGCCACUCCCACACCUUCCUGUAUGGCACCCCCGCCCCCGCUGGCCAGCCCCAGCUGCCCGGCUCUCCCGCACCCAACCUCACCGCCACCACGCUGGAGUCUGGUGCCGAGGGCCCCUACCCCACCAACGUGCUGAAUGUCGCCACCAACAAGACCAUCCCCGUCACCACCGCCUUCUGGGGCUCACGCUAUGCGGGAGACCUGGCCACCAGCUGGGAUGCCGCCGGCAACCUGCUCAGCGUCGCGGGCAGCCCCGUGCUGCUGGGAGGGGCUGCCUCGGCGCACCCUGUGGCCGACGACGCCGCCACCGCCGCCAAGGUGGCCGCGUACCGCGAGCCGCUGGCCGUGCUGGCCAGCCUGGUGGUGGGAGAGCUGGCCACCCCGCUGGUGGGCGCCGCCAACAGGGCCAUCGGGCGCAACCAGGAGACCAAUGUGGGCAACCUGGUGUGCGAGGCGCUCAUCUGGGGCGCGCAGAACAUUGUGAGUGUGGUGUGCCUGGAGAAUGCGGGCGGCAUCCGCGCCGACCUGCCCGCCGGCAACGUCACCAUGUCCCAAGUCACCACGGUGUUGCCCUUUGGGAACACCCUGGUGCUGGUGCGCGUCAGCCCUUCCGCACUGCUGGCGGCCCUGAACAACGGCCUGAGCGGCUACACCGGCGACUCUACCGCCGGCGGCCGCUUCCCCCAGAUUGCUGGCAUGCGGCUGGCCUUCAACCCCUCUGCCGUCGACAAGUUUGCGCGGCUGCUAGACUUGCGGCUGACCACUGCAGGCGCCCCUGCAGUGGCCGAUCUCCCCACCGACAUCAUCGUCAUCACCAACAACUUCAUGGCCUCUGGCGGGGAUGGGUGA
Molecule: messenger RNA, 1578 nt
Organism: Chlorella variabilis
Lineage: Eukaryota; Viridiplantae; Chlorophyta; Trebouxiophyceae; Chlorellales; Chlorellaceae
Exons: 6
Biological process (GO): nucleotide catabolic process
Molecular function (GO): hydrolase activity, acting on ester bonds; metal ion binding; nucleotide binding
Source: RefSeq, a predicted model, not a curated record